Messenger RNA from Fomitiporia mediterranea MF3/22, 3160 nucleotides. RefSeq lists its product as uncharacterized. Lineage: Eukaryota; Fungi; Basidiomycota; Agaricomycetes; Hymenochaetales; Hymenochaetaceae. The record is from RefSeq and is a predicted model, not a curated record. The transcript is spliced from 11 exons. The coding region runs from base 59 to 2782 and encodes 907 amino acids.
CGCGUCUACUGGCGCCUACUUGGUGAUCCGCUCUGAACUGGGACGUUCGGUCGGUCGGAUGGUCUUCGUUAUGAUUUGCCUGUGGUGGGUUGCUAUGCUAUGCACACAGCUCGGAGCGUUCCUCCUAGGCCAUCUCUGGCGCUUUGAUCGAUUCAAGUGUCUUCGAUGGUCGAAUUCACCCUAUUCCGGCGCAUUCAAGCGCAUCAUGACGUACACAUACCUAAUAACGAUACCGCUCAUAAUGAUAUAUUCGUUUGGGUUUGCGUAUAUAAAGUAUAAGGAAGGGUAUAUAGACGUUGGUGGAGGGAUCUUCCCGAAACCGUAUACGUUUUGGAGACCUGCGUAUAGGAAGGCGAUAUUCCCGCUUAUGAUGGUCUUUUCGUUUUCGUGGUCGUUUGAGAUGGUAACACAUCUCGAAGAACUCUGUUUUUGGUACUUCCUCAUCACAGCUGGACCUGCUCAACCCGACUGGUUCCACAGUCCGUAUUUCAGGUUAUGGAUCGGAGGGAGUAUCAGUGCGAUCAUCUAUGUUCCUGUUGUGACCAUUGUGUACCGGAAUAAUCCAUUAGGCUGCGAAGCUCGGAUGUUCACGGCUGGAAGCGUUGGUGACCUUGCGCUCACCCUUGGGUUCAUCCCGAUCUUGUUGCGAUUCCCGGAUUUCAUUCAGAAAGUAAAAGCGGAAGGAGUCGACUCAUCAAUCAUUGUACGGCUGCGAAAGUUCUAUGAGCUUAACGUUAUUCGUAUCAUCUUUCGCUUCUUGAUGCAGAUCCCAUUAUUCGCGCUCGGAGUUGAUGGCUUGAAGCCUCAUGAUCACGAGCUGAACGAAUCCUUAUUCUGGACGGACUUGCUGAGUACAGUCGCUGCACUGGGAUGUGCGUUCUCUUCCGUCUGUACCCUUCUCAUAUUCUUUCCACGUUCCUACGAAGCCGAAUACCAAGCCAAAGAAGCUUCAUUACAACGAUCAGCAUACACUCUCUCCUCUCGUCAACUACACGAACCCAACCCCGCAUAUUCAUUCAACGAAUACAACGAAUCCGGAGAAGGCGUAGACCCAGCGCUCAGCCUCAACAAAUCAGCAACGUUUAACACGAAUGACGGUGACGCCUCAGAUAUGGACCCGUUCGAGGACGAAGAGGACAUGAAAUACGAGCGUGUUGAACGGAGGGUUGGUGCUGGGGUUGUGAAAGAGCGAUGGGGGACGAGGUUAAGAGAUCGGGAGAGGAAGUUGAUGAAUAGUACGAAGAGGAUGGGAGUUGGGUUGCAUGAUGCGUUGUCGAGACGUCUAACGCGGUUACAACUCGCUGUUCCGCGAAGAAGGCAUACGGAUUCGGAUAGAUCUGUGUCACUUUCGUUUGGUUUACCAUCACUUUCGCACCUCCAGCGGGAAGUGACGCGGCGGGCUGUACCUAGUGCACGUUCUGCAAGGAAGAGGAGUGAUAUCACGACAGUACAUGACGAGGAACAGGGUCAGCUGGAAGAGGGCGCGACGGGGUUGAAGAGGAAACCGACCUAUCUCUUAACUGACUCACCGGUGCUACGAGCAAGGAUUCGUGAAAGGGAGAGACAAAACCUAGCUCAAGGAAACGGACAAACAGCGAGCGCGUCUGUAGAAACGCUAAGUGCAGCAUACGCCGCAGGUGUCGGGAGUGGCUACCAGGAACUAGCUGGGUCGGAAUAUGGGCUUGGUUAUGGACACGGCCUUGGCUUGAACGCGAAGAAUCCGUUUGUUUCGGGGGAUGACCAGGGGCAUGGACAGGGAACGAUUGACUUGGUCGUUGGUUCGCCAAGGGAAGAUGACAAUGCUGAUGUGGAGGAACUUGAACUCGAUUCUUCUGCACCUCCACCGCCUGGCCAUGCAGCAACUCCAGUAACAGCUACACCGCUUCUUAAAAGUCCAACGAUCACGUCGAAACCUCCUCCGUCCAGUAUGCCAACACAUACUCACGUACACGGACCCCGACCUUUAAAGAAGUCAAGUUCGUUAAGCACGAACGCAACAGCCCGACGAGCGUUACCAACUCCACCUACGACCGCUAGUACAGGAAUGAUAAUCGGGACAGGAGACCCACUGGGAGCCGCCCCCGGGUAUGCAUCCCCCGCUGACUUGAUUACCUUCCCGCAAACAACGAGUCCCAUUCGUCUCGACGAUCCUAAUACGAACCUGAGUCCUGGAAUAAAAGGCACGGACAAGACGAAAGACGUUUUACCCGAACCAGUUAUGACGAUCGGACAUCCCUACGCAACUGCAGCAGCUUAUUCCAGCUCAUCUGUUCCGUCUAAUCUAGCGGUCAUAAAUGGUGAGCGAGAACCGGGACGAGAGCAGGAUGCCACCAUCGUUCAUGUUCAGGGUGAUCAACACGUAAACAAGAUGAAUACGAAUACGAAUACGAUGCCGGUACUACCCCGUUCGGCAACAGUCAUGCGAGAGCAAAGUGAUGCCCCUGCUGUAACUAUCACUCCAGGGUUCGACACUACCCGAGGGACGACGCGCGACCGUGCGCGGAGAACGAAACUAGCACAUUCGAGGAAUGGUAUAGGUCAUAACGGAAUCGGAAAUGGCGGGUCAGGGAAUAUUAAUAUUAUUUCACCUGGAGGAGGAGGGAUACGAGGACAAGGACUAACAGUGGCGAACGUAUCGCGACAUAAUAGUAUAGUAGCUCAUACGUCGCAGAUUAACCCGCUCGUGAGGACGUUUACUUCGCCAAUUGAUUUCCUCGACCGGGCUCAUGAAACGAAUGGGAACGGGCCUAUUGACUGGUCUCAGAUCGGACGUGCCGUCUGAACUGAAAAACCCAUCCUUUCGUCACAUAUUUCACUCAUGUUUUCCCAUCCAAUGAUCUCAACUCUUGCGUUUUCUUGGUUUAGUUUGUCACAAAAUCACAUUCGUCGUGCUUCUCAACACCUCGACGCACUCCAACAUCAGGAAUUUUCCAACUUGCAUAUAUGAUUAUUCACGAUAACUUAUAUCGUCUACUAUUUGAUUAUUACCUUCACUUCUUUCAAACUCAUUUUCUGGAUGUGCUUUGUUGAUUUCCACAGCUUUGCUCUCUCCUUCAUUUUUCGGUUUACAUACGUUGAAAUUGUACAAUGCACUCAUUUAUUUGUUUAGUUUAGUUUACUGUACUCUUCGUGUAUAUGUAUUAUCAAUGGUACUUUACAC